UUUAAAUGUAUUUUUAUAUAUACAGUAUACGAUUCUUCUGGGGAAAUUACAAGGCUAAAGAUGGAUUUUGGCACGUAAUUUCUGAUUGAUGACACAUAUAGCGGAAGUGCUGUGACGUAAUGCGUCACGUGACAAACACCGACAAGUCCCACAUUUUGCAGGCAGGGUCUUCGGUGGACAUGACGCGCAGCGAGGAGGAGUCCCUGGUGGACGGGCCGCUCAUUUCAGCUGACGCCCUCCACGCCGCCAUCAGCAGAGAGUUCCGCACCGUGCCCACCGCCUGUCACGCCGUUCUGCUGUCUCUGCUACAUGUGGCUUACGUGGCCCUGUCUGUGUGCAUGGCCGUGAUGUGCGUGUUGAAGCUCGGCCAGGAGGAGGUAUGCGCCAGCAUCCUGGGCCCCGUGCGGGGUGACAGCGCGGUGGUCUUCGGCAAGGCGGUCCUGUGGGUUCUGGUUCUGGUGUUCACCUGCUGCGCCCAGCACCACCACAGCCGGACCCGCAGCAGAGGCUACCUACGUUUCUACAGAAGGACCAGCAGACUCAAGCAGCUGCCUCUCGCGGUGCACUCCACAGGGAAUGUGACGCUGUUGGUCGUCAUGGCAGCACGACUGUCAGCCACUCUGCACACCUACCUGCUGAUCAGUGUCUUGGCCUUGGAGCUACUUGUGGCGUUGCCCUGCCUCAUCUGUUACACAGUCAAAGUGAUGAUCUUCAAUGCGGAGCGAGCCCCGCCCGACGUCAGCCAGGAAGAACACUUGCACAACUUCAGUGUUGCGAGCCUGCCCAUGGAGACGGGAUUCAGAGAGGUGUCCUACCUGGAGGAGGUGGUGGAGAAGCAGGCAGACCUGAUCGAGUACCUGAAGCAGCACAACAGCUUACUGAGCAGGAGGCUGCUAAACCUCACCGCUCAGCACUGAACACCAUCAUCACCAUUCUAGACCCCCACGAAGACGAUGCGGGGGUGGGGCGGGGGUGGUCGUUGCACUGAAAAUGGCGGACAUUUUAAGAGGCGGAUCACAGGUGAGGAGGGGGGACGUCAGGGGUAGUUUAUCACCGAGAAAGCUCCUACUGCUGCCUUUUUUUAAGGAGCCUUUGAACAAAAUGUAAAUAACGCUGUCGUAGCCAAAGACCACUUUAUUGUAUAUCAAUGUGUGCGGAAAAUGCUAAUAAAUGUUUACCCCUC
This is a messenger RNA of Phyllopteryx taeniolatus (common seadragon), 1183 nucleotides long. RefSeq names its product transmembrane protein 192 (gene tmem192). The coding region runs from base 120 to 917 and encodes 265 amino acids. Gene Ontology annotation, cellular component: late endosome; lysosomal membrane. The record is from RefSeq and is a predicted model, not a curated record. Lineage: Eukaryota; Metazoa; Chordata; Actinopteri; Syngnathiformes; Syngnathidae. The transcript has 6 exons.